This is a messenger RNA of Cololabis saira (Pacific saury), 3723 nucleotides long. RefSeq lists its product as uncharacterized. NCBI's taxonomy places the organism in Eukaryota, Metazoa, Chordata, Actinopteri, Beloniformes, Belonidae. The record is from RefSeq and is a predicted model, not a curated record. The coding region runs from base 1 to 753 and encodes 250 amino acids. The transcript is spliced from 7 exons.
AUGGGGAGCAUUCAUCUUUGUUGGCAGCAGUGUAAAAAAUCCCUGAAAGAGCAGCACCAGGGUGAGCUACAGAAUCAGAAAACCGUGCAGCGGCCCAAGGUCCAUGUUCAACUGGCAGUGAACGAGAGUGACAGGCUCCAGGCCGUGCUCGAGGAAACGGAGAGGAGCCAUAAGCUGUUCAGAGGCGAGAUGGAGCAGCAGCUUCGACGCUGGGCCAAGCAGCUGACGGCGGAGUACCAGCAGCUGCACCUCUUAGUGGAGCAAAGUGGAGCCAAACAAGGAGCUGCACAGCUGCCUCUGAAUCUUACAGUAACUGAGGCUCUUGCACACCUGAGAACACUGCGAGAGGAGUUUACACACUUUAUCAACCACCUUCAGCAGGAGCUGGAUUCACAGAAACAAUCCUAUGAGCAGUUAAGAAAAGACAAGGAUCAAGAGCUGCAUUUCCAGAAACAGCAGCUGUGGCUGGAGAGAGAUCAGGCUUUGAAUUCUGUAAAAGAGCGACUCAUUCAGGAGCACAUUGAGGAGUUGAGCAGUCUGAACUGGGGUCUUGUGAGCGGUGGGGGAGCUGAGGGAGGAGCGGCAGCUUCUCUCCGCAGGCAGCUGAGAGCCAAAGAUCUGCAGCUCAGGCGGGUUCAGAGGAGUAUGGCUCAGUGGAGGGAGCAGACCGCAGCUCGCCUGGCUUGCAAGUUUGAGGAAGAAAUGACAGCUGAACUGGAAAGGUGCAAGGCAAGGUUUAUACGGGACAGGUAAUGUGUCUACGUGUCUGUGGCUGAUUAAUGACAUACUAACCAACCGAGUGUCCUCGCAAAAGCAUGAUCGCACUUCCACUCACAGUGACAGGCUGUUCAGACUACAGAUGUAACAUUAACUACACAUUUCUCCAUAUAUCUUUACUUUAUUACUUUAUAUAUCUUUACUGACUUAUAUAUCUUUACUGACGGUCCAAACGUUUCAAGGGAAGGUUUUAUUGUCUUCUAGAAAACACUCAAAAAGUGAGGCCCAAAGAAGAAAGGACACUUGGUGCAAAUGUAGGUGCAGUGAAACAGAAAGAGCAGUUUGUUCUCCAUGCAUUCAUGGGGUGGACUCUGCCUGCAGCUACAUCCCCUCAGACACGGCUUCGUUGAAGCUGCUAUGUUUCCUCCAGAGCAGAGUGAAGCAGCUCAGUGUGGAGAACCAGAACUUCACCAUCUCCUCCAGAUGAAACGCCUUUAUUUAUUGCAGUGAGUGCGCUCUCUCAACUGCAGGGGAAUUUUUGAUAACUGAUUUUAUUUUGGUUUGUUUCUGCAAUUACUGAUAUCCCCCUCACAAAUCACACAGGGUAAAGCUGAUGCUGAGAAUCACAGCCGGUCGUUGAGCAGUGCAGUCUGAAGUGAAGGACAUGAAGCCUAAUGAAACCACGCCAGCGAUACGAUGUCCUUUAAAAUGUCAAAGUUCUUCCAAGUAUUUUAAAGCUCUUAUGUGACCAUGGAUAUGAGUCAUGCAGUUUCAUGUACAAAAGGUAGCAGAUUAACAAGCAGGUCACAGUGACAGAUGACACAACCAGGCCAUCAAGGUCUCGUCUGUCUCUGCUGAGCCAGUCACAUUUGAUAGCUUAUGAGUAUAGUGAACUGUGAAUGAGUGAUGAAGGGACAUGCCAGCAGAGACUAAGAUCAUGUGAGUUAUGUCAAAUAACCUCAUAAAGAUGACACGACCUUGAGGGAAUCCUAUGUAUAAUUUGUAAUGAUAUAUUAUUCAUAGUGAGUUAAAAGAAACUGAUUUAAUUAGUGUUUAAUGAGUCUUUAUUUUAUCUUUUAAUCUGUCAACCAUACCAAGUAUUUGAGAAGACUGGAUAUGUUUUUUUCCUAUUCCAUCACGACUGCAAAGAAGUUAAUGUAGGACCACUGUUUAAUGUUCAUAUCACCAUUUAAAUACACAGUCAACAUAACUGACAUUGACUGUGGUACCAGAGUGAAUUAUCUUAUUUAGCUUGACAAAUGGGGCACUAUAAGGUUUAUAACCUCACUACUGGUUUGUUAGUUACUCUUGACCAUUCUCUAUGUGAAAGUACACUACAGGGUCAGUUUUCAGAGCACUAACUUGAGUCGUUAAUGAUCCUAAUCUCACUUUAGGCAAUGUUACAAACAUCACAACUCAGCUGAGUUGGAGGGUUGCUUGCAGCAUUCAAGAAACAUUUCAAACAUCCCUGAGUGAUGUUGCAUGAACAUUGCAGCUUUAUUACAAAACAAAGAAUAUUAAUAACACUUCAUAGCUGGUUGAAAUGCUGGUGACAUACGUAUGGAAAAUACAAACGGCUAAUAAUAAAAACCAACUUGCAUUUCCGUAACGUCUUUAAAUUCUUCAAAGAUCACAGAUGAAAUAUCUUUCACUAGAUGAUCAUCUUACUGUUAUGAAAUAACUGCAAACACAAAGCCGGGAACAGCUUGUAGUGUCCAGUUAGCAAUGCCCAGAGGUGCAGAAUAAAAAAAUCCAGAUGUUCCACACUGAUGUUUGACAAAGAGGAAAGUCCUAUUCACAAUACAUCAAUAUGAAACCAAGCAGAAUGUACAAAAUGUGAAUUGUGUUUAUUCAGGUGUGUUACAUGAAUAAAGCUGUACGAAUAAGUUGCCCGUUACAUGAUGCACGUACCUAUCUGCGAUGAAGCUCAGAGAAACAGCUCAAAAUGGCACAAAAUGAAUCACCUCUAUUCUGAUUUGAAUGAUGUCACUUAUUCAGUCCUUGAUUUUGGCAUUGCUUGUAAACUCACAAAACACCUUUACAUUUCCAUGUCCUCCUCUCCAGAGUUAACAACAGGGACGUUGUAUAGUGGAGAGUGCGUGUCUGCAGGUGGACUUGAAGGACUAAGUGGACUGUGAGGGGUGGGGGAUGGACAUGGAGUCGGGAGCUGCCGACAUACUGUCUGUUGUUUACGUUGUUUCUGUAACGAGUCCUUCAGCCUCCGACAGAAAGGAUCCUCCGGAGGACGCCAUAGCACCAGCUCCAUACCUGAAUGACUCCUGGAAGCACGAGGAAGAAGAAAGUGAAGCAGAAACGAGCAUCAGACGGGGGAUAAAAACAUAAACUUGAGGACAAGUUGACUAAUAGCAUUGAUUCACCAUUAAGAUAUUCCAGUGACAAUAAGGAGCACUUACACAGACUGGGCCACAGUGUGGGGGAGGAUGUCACUGAUGCCCCGCUGAAGACCCUCCUUUAAACUGUCCGAGAGCACCAGCACUGGCCGUCUCUGAGCCGGCUCUACAUCCAGAUCGUCAUUCUCGUCGUCAUCUUCAAGUGUUAUUCUACAAUACACAAGCAUCACAGUUUAACAUGAAUAUUUUGUCAAAGCCACAGGAUACAGUGAUGAGGGCAGAUUUACAACCUAAAAUCUGGAAAAGAUGGGAUGAUAAAGAAAAUAACAAUAGCAGGAAUUCUUACAUUUACUUUGACUUUUAUUUCUUGAUGGUACAAAUUCAAGACAUCUUGUGUGCAUCAGAAAAAGAAAAAAACUUUGGAUGGUACAAUGAUCAAUGCUGUGCUUCCUUCUUACGUCUAAAAGGUGUAUUGGGGACAUUAAUAAGUGCCCAGGUCAAAGCAGAAGCACUGGGGGGACCGAGCCUUUUAAGUUGCCGGCCCCAGGCUCUGGAAUAAACUUCCCUGUGAGUAACGUGCGAUCUCUGACCUGGCCCUUUUUAAAUCCAAAAUGAAAACAUAUUUAUUCAGGAUGGCUUUUAAUACCCAGUAGUG